Messenger RNA from Pseudomassariella vexata, 3684 nucleotides. Its product is annotated as cortical protein marker for cell polarity-domain-containing protein. The record is from RefSeq and is a predicted model, not a curated record. The transcript has 2 exons. Bases 1 to 3684 code for a protein of 1227 amino acids. Gene Ontology annotation, cellular component: plasma membrane of growing cell tip. NCBI's taxonomy places the organism in Eukaryota, Fungi, Ascomycota, Sordariomycetes, Amphisphaeriales, Pseudomassariaceae. Gene Ontology annotation, biological process: positive regulation of establishment of bipolar cell polarity regulating cell shape.
AUGCGGAUACCUUUCAGGCGGCGGCCUGCAAUGCGCAACUACAUCCAAAGCUCGACAUCGUGUCUACUCACGCUCACUUCCUUCGUGUCAAUUUCGCGCGCCAUCACGGUGACCUCCGUGUCCAGUCCGGAACUCGAUCUGAGUCAGUUGGGGAGGGUAGGGAUUGCAGGAGAUUUCACUGGAAUAUCCAUGUACGAAUUCGAGGGACAGACCGAAGCACCAUUCAUCACCAAUGGCUCGGAAUCGCUCAUGACGCGGUUGCCCAACGGCAUGUUCCUCAGUGUCUUGGAUACGGACGCGUCCAUCCAGAGCAUGUGUGUAUUUGGGGAUGCAGUAAUUCUUGGUGGUAAUUUCACCAGUCUAGGAGGACAGAAAUCCCCUGGUAUAGCCUCGUUCGAUGUUGGCACGUCAAAGAUAACUUCACUGGUAGGACUCACUGGUCAGGUCAACAGCUUGCUUUGCGAUAACGAUGCCGGCAUGGUGUACGUUGGAGGAAGUUUUACAGCCGCGAAUUCGCACAAUGCGAUUACCUGGACCUCAGGUGGCAACUGGGCCAGUUUGCCAUUUGCGGGCUUUAACGGACCCGUCGAGACGAUAGCAAAGGCCUCGACCGGCCAUAUCAUAUUUGGGGGCGGCUUCAGCGGUCUUGGAAACACCAGCACCCCGAGUGAACCUGACGGGCAGGUCAUCAACCUAUCUGCGGCAACAAUUGAGGCAGACCAGGGAACGUCCACAUCAGGUUUCAGUGAUCCGAAGAACAUCAUCUGUCAGACUAGUGGCGUCGAUGGAUCUGGAACCACGUGGUUAUUGGAGGACAACACUGCGGGCACGUGGCGAGCCAGCUUCAGAUUCGGAUUUGAGCCUACCAAACUUCGCCUGUGGAAUACACACCAAGACGGCCGGGGCACCAAGACGUGGAGGUUCACCGCGCUGCCCAUCAACGGAAUUAUGAACUUCACCUACACCGAUCCCGCCACGAAUCAAAAUCGUUCAUGCACAAGCGAGUGUCCGCUCAGUGAUAACACCACGGUCGAGUUCCAGGACUUUCAUUUUGUGAACAAAGUCGGCAUGAAUGCUUUCAGGAUCGAUGUAUCUGCCUGGUACGGCAAUGGAGGGGGUCUGAAUGGGAUCGAGCUUUUUGAGGACGACGUCUUUGCUUACGCCAUCAACGAUUUCAACGAACCGAGUUGCGCUACUAACGUCUCUUUUCCGUCCACUGCCACUGCCACAGGUCCCUGGGCGACUACCUCGUCCGGGAAGAGCAGCUCAGAUUACUUAACAGCCCAGUUGGACAAUCCAACCUCUGAGUCAGCCUCUGUGGUCUUUUUCCCGGACAUCAAAGAAUCUGGCAAUUACACCAUUACUAUCUAUACUCCCGGUUGCAUACAGGAUGGCACUUGCUCAAGCCGAGGUCAAGUAAAUGUCACCUAUACCUUGACUGCUGAUGGGCAACCCGGCUUCACGCAAUUCUAUCAGACGAAUAACUUCGACAAGUACGAUUCUCUGGGCAUGGCAGAGUUUGUGGAUGCGAGUUCGGAUUCGUUCCGCCCCAGCGUCACCCUUACGCCCAUGGCAAGCCCUCUAUCCAACGUGACAGUAGUGGCUCAGAGGGUCCAGUUCGUACUUACUACCUCGACCGGCGGCCUGAACGGACUGUACGAAUACGAUCCUGCCAAGACAACUAUUGAUACGGCUGAUUUCAAGACAUCGGCAUUCGACAAGCUCGCAUCUAGUUUCUCGGCGAAAUCCGCCGUCAGGUCUCUUGUCACGUCCGGAGAUAUCACUUACAUUGGCGGGAACUUUUCGUCCAGCAGUGUCAAAAACAUUGUAGCCAUCGACAGCCGCGACAACUCGACGGUAGCUCUGGAUGGUGGUCUUAAUGGCAGCAUCAACUCCUUAUGUGUUCUCAAGGACAAGCUGUACGCGGCUGGGAAUUUCAACAGCACACAGGAUGGAUCCGCUUCGGGUCUGAACUAUAUUGCUGCUUACGACAAGUCGAGCAAUGUGUGGUCACCACUAGGGGCCGGCGUGGACGCACCCGUUGAAAGCAUAGUGCCCAUGGCAUUGAACAUCAGCAGCGACACGCCCGAGGACGUCAUAACUUUGACGGGAGGCUUUAGGACACUUUUGGCGUUUGGCAGUAAUGAUGCUGUUGCAGUAGACGGCUUUGCUGUUUGGGUCACGUCCCAAAAUAACUGGCUUCAGAAUUUGGACGGCAAUUUGCCUUCUAUCGAUGGCCUAUUGACUACUGCUCUGCUCAAUCUCUCAGACGGGAGCUCCCUGUAUGCCGGUUCAAUCUCUGCCCAGACGCUCAAAGCAGAUAGCGCUGCCACUUUGAGUGGUAGCAUUGGAACUUUCCCCAUCGACAUUACCUCCACCUCCAAUGCCACGAACGGAGCUAGCAUCGCCAAGCGUGCCUCCUUAGCCAAUCGCCACAGCACUCUCUCAGGUGUUGUGACGGGUGCCUUCUACGAGUCUGGAGACCACAACCUGACCAUUCUUGCUGGUCACUUCACUGCAAGCACCACCAAUGGCUCGAGCAUUAGCAACGUCAUUCUCAUCGAUGGGAAUGACGAGACCACCACAGGCUUGCCUGCUGGGAUUUCUGACGAAUCCGUCUUCUUGGCUCUCGCAGUCCAAGGCAACAACCUAUUCGCCGGCGGUGACAUCAACGGCACUAUAUCCGACUUGGACGUGAGGGGCUUUGUCUCGUACAACCUCGUCGAUAGGAAAUUUAACACCCAACCUCCUUCUUUGACCGGUGCGAAGGGUGUUGUCUCUUCGAUUAAUGUCCGACCGAACACUGGUGACGUCUAUGUUGGCGGCUCCUUUGCCUAUGCCGGCUCUCUGGAAUGUCCUGGUGUCUGCACUUUUUCAACGUCCAACGCUCAGUGGAACCGCCCCGGCUUUGGACUCGAAGGAGACGUGAAUGGUAUGAUCUGGUCCAGCGACACAACACUUGUGGUCGGCGGAAACCUAACUCUCAACAACUCGAACGCGUUUCUUGCAUCGUAUGAUGCCUCCAAAUCGACUUGGAGCGGUUUUCCGUCUGCCUCGUCCCUCCCGGGACCCGUUGAUGCGCUUACGGCAGCCAAUAGUGACGGGACUCAAGUCUGGGCCUCGGGUACCGCCACCAACGGCUCCGUGUACCUUAUGAAGUACGAUGGGGUGUCAUGGAAGUCUCUCGAACCCACUUUCGACGAAGGUACCACCAUCAGCAGUUUGCAAGUCUUCAGUCUAUCGUCUUCACACGACUCAUCCGACCUGGUGGAUGCCAAUCAAGUUCUCAUGAUUACUGGCUCCUUAGCCAUUCCUGGCUUCGGAACUGCAUCAAGUGCUACGUUCAACGGGACAGUGAUCCAGCCAUACGCUCUCACUGGUAACGCGGGUAAUACUGUCGGAUCGAUUGCAAAGAUAUUCGUGCAGAAACAGAAUUUCUUUACCUCGUCAGAUGGGCACCUGGCUCUUGGUUUCGUCGUCCUUAUCGCACUUGCCGUCUCACUAGGCUUGAUGCUGCUCAUCGUAGUCGCUGGGCUUGCUUUGGAUCGGUACAGGAAGAAGCGCGAAGGGUAUGUACCCGCGCCGACGUCCAUGUACGACCGUGGUAGUGGUAUGCAACGGAUACCACCGCAUGAGCUCCUUGAUUCUCUCACCAAAGGCAGGCCUGGCGUACCGCAUGUAUGA